AAUGUAGAACAUGAUAUACGGUAUACUGUUUAAUGUAGAACAUGAUAGUAGACGGUAUACUGUUUAAUGUAGAACAUGAUAGUAGAUGGUAUACUGUUUAAUGUAGAACAUGAUAGUAGAUGGUAUACUGUUUAAUGUAGAACAUGAUAGUAGACGGUAUACUGUUUAAUGUAGAACAUGAUAGUAGACGGUAUACUGUUUAAUGUAGAACAUGAUAGUAGACGGUAUACUGUUUAAUGUAGAACAUGAUAGUAGACGGUAUACUGUUUAAUGUAGAACAUGAUAGUAGACGGUAUACUGUUUAAUGUAGAACAUGAUAGUAGACGGUAUACUGUUUAAUGUAGAACAUGAUAGUAGACUGUAUACUGUUUAAUGUAGAACACAGCCAGGGGUUCUAUUAGUGACCAUGAGGAUUUGAUGAGUUACUCUGAUCAAAACGUGACGUCACAUAUGAAAAAAGUUUAUCUGAUGUCAUUAUGUUAAUUUUACCCAGUCACUGAUUGUUCUCAGCAACUCUUAACCAAAUAUUUAUCCACCAACCUGUAUUUGUUACUGAUAAAUCAUUGUUUUGUUAAGGGGCCCAGAGUUAUAUAUGUUCAGGAUAAACUCCAGUCCCUACACAAAAAUGACUGACACUGUAUUCAUUGUGUACCUCUCCCAUGACUGGAAUGUUAUGGGGCAAUGACUGCAUCCCAAACAGAACCCUACUUCCUUUGUAGUGCACUAUAUAGGGAAUGGUCUGCCAUUUGAGACUGCAAUUCUGUUGAACCUUUUGUUCUGGGCUGCCUUUGAAUAAGUUACUGUACCUGUUGACCUUUGAUCUGUGAAGUGUCUGUCUGUGAAUAAAGGUAGCUGUCACCCUGUGAGCCUUUAAUGUCCUGUUUCUCAGAUCAUCCACAUUAACAAACACUCAAUGACAACAAACACAAACAACGGAGUAAAACAAUCACGUUCUGGGACAGUUGUACUAAGACUGCAUUUAUAAAUGAUAUUCCUCAAGAAUGAAGGAGAAUAUAUCAUUCAUUGAAUGACCAUUGUACAGAAGCAAAUAUUUCAGAUUGUACCUUAACAAGAUGGUACCUUAUCAGCUACAGUAAGACGUUGUUCAGUAGAUUUGGUGACCAGAGAAAGACAUACAGCCAUAGAGAAAGGACAGUUGUAUUUGUACUAUGUGGAUACACACCAACACACCUGUGACUUCCAGGUGUGCUCAAGUACUCUAUGAAAUGGGAUUCAAACGAGGAAGCUCAGCAGAACGAGCAUUGCAGUGUCACAUAUAAACACACAGUGACGUUGCAAAUGUGGUCCAGGUCAAGAGGCAGUGCUGGUUACUACACACUGUUUUACUAGACAACAGAGCAGCGGUUCUAUCCUAGGGUUGUAUAGAGUUCUAUCGCGGUCAUUGUUGUUACGAUCCUGAUCAUAGGGUUCUAUCACGGUCAUUGUCGUUACGAUCCUGAUCAUAGGGUUCUAUCACGGUCAUUGUUGUUACGAUCCUGAUCCUAGAGUUGUAUAGGGUUCUAUCGCGGUCAUUGUUGUUACGAUCCUGAUCCUAGAGUUGUAUAGGGUUCUAUCACGGUCAUUGUUGUUACGAUCCUGAUCCUAGAGUUGUAUAGGGUUCUAUCGCGGUCAUUGUUGUUACGAUCCUGAUCCUAGAGUUGUAUAGGGUUCUAUCACGGUCAUUGUUGUUACGAUCCUGAUCCUAGGGUUGUAUAGUGUUUUAUUAGGUACUUCCAGGUCAGACGGUCCAACAGACCAACAACAAAUACAGACGGAACGUCUCCGUUACCUUAUAUGGUACACAAUAACAUGUUUUAUAUCAGAGAUUUAUGGAAGCAGCACAAGGUGUUCCUCAAUCCUCUGUCCUGUGACUGUUUGGAAACCUUCAGACCUGUUUGUACAUAAUAAAGAGGGAUCAGCUGUUCUCUCAGAACAUACCAUUCAUUCCCCAGUCCACCGUGGAUUUGAUCUGAUCGGGAUCUGAACUUGAAGAAUGAGAGAAGGGAUUGACAACCUUGUGUUCCAGUUUAUCAGUGUCUGGGUUCGGGAUCCUCGGAUUCAGAAGAAGGACUUCUGGCAUGCCCACAUGGACUAUGAAAUCUGUAUACAUACCAACAGUCUCUGCUUCACUAAGAAGAUCUCCUGUGUGAGGAGAAGGUACCGUGACUUCGUAUGGCUCCGGCAGAAACUACAGGCUAACUCCCUACUCAUGGUCCAGCUGCCUGAACUACCACCUAAGAACCCUUUCUUUAACCUGAACAACGCCCAGCAGAUCACAGAGAGGAUGAAGGGCCUCCAGAAGUUCCUUGAACUUACCAGAGUUCCAUUGGUCUUUCAUGCCAGGACCCUGGAGAGUAAUCUGCUUCUGUCAGACAGCUGUCUGCACCUCUUCCUGCAGUCGGAGCUAGGGGUGUCCCAGAUAGUGGCCUGCGCCUCGGGUAGAACCCAUUACUCUGUGUCCCAGGCCGUGCUGCGCUGCGGCUGCAAACUGCAACGCUUCCACUCCCAGGAGGACCUGUUAGAGACCAGCCGCAAGGAGUCCUGUGACUCCGACUCUGUUAGUGGGUUUGUAGAGCCGGCGCCCAGCAGUAAAGAUGGAACUGCUUCCUCACCCCCAGAGACCCUAGAUCUGUCUCUACCUGAUAGGACCAGACCUAACCCCGACCAGGAAGAGACCCUAGAUCUGUCUCUAUCUGAUAGGACCAGACCUAACCCCGACCAGGAAGAGACCCUAGCUCUGUCUCUACCUGAUAGGACCAGACCUAACCACAACCAGGACGAGACCCUAGCUCUGUCUCUACCUGAUAGGACCAGACCUAACCCCGACCAGGAAGAGACCCUAGAUCUGUCUCUACCUGAUAGGACCAGACCUAACCACAACCAGGAAGAGACCCUAGCUCUGUCUCUAUCUGAUAGGACCAGACCUAACCCCGACCAGGAAGAGACCCUAGCUCUGUCUCUACCUGAUAGGACCAGACCUAACCACAACCAGGAAGAGACCCUAGCUCUGUCUCUACCUGAUAGGACCAGACCUAACCACAACCAGGACGAGACCCUAGCUCUGUCUCUACCUGAUAGGACCAGACCUAACCCCGACCAGGAAGAAGACACUCUCAGCAUGUCUGCCUCUCCAUGGGAACAUCACCACCAACCAGGACAUGGUAGCUUACAAUAAUCUGCAUCCCAAAUGUCACCCGAUAGUGCACUACUUUGGACCAGAGCCCUAUGUAGGGAAUAGGGUGCUAUUUUGGACACUAUGUUUGCUCUCAUUUCAUCUUAAAAUAAUGUUCCCCUCCCACACAGCUAUUAAAAUAAGGCUUCCACACAGCUUUUAAAAUAAGGCUUCCAACACAGCUUUUAAAAUAAGGCUUCCACACAGCUUUUAAAAUAAGGCUUCCACACAGCUUUUAAAAUAAGGCUUCCACACAGCUAUUAAAAUAAGGCUUCCACACAGCUAUUAAAAUAAGGCUUCCAACACAGCUUUUUGUCAUCCAUUUCUCCAAACUACUGUCACCAUAACUACCUUGUCUUUCUGCCAUCAAAACGUUUUUUUUUUACUUCUAUUUUAUUCCAGAGAAGAUGAUGAAGAUGAUGAAUAUGUGUUUAUGUCUGUGUAGUUUUGUGAAAUAUUUGUAAAGUCCAAAAAUCUGAAAUAUGUAAAUAUUAGGAUACCUUCACUGUAAAUAAAGUCAGUUCUAAUGUU
Oncorhynchus tshawytscha (Chinook salmon) is the source of this 3703-nucleotide messenger RNA. Its product is annotated as sorting nexin-10A. The record is from RefSeq and is a predicted model, not a curated record. Bases 1994 to 3175 code for a protein of 393 amino acids. The transcript has 6 exons. Gene Ontology annotation, biological process: intracellular protein transport. Gene Ontology annotation, molecular function: phosphatidylinositol binding. Lineage: Eukaryota; Metazoa; Chordata; Actinopteri; Salmoniformes; Salmonidae.